CCCUCAAUAUCAAGACCAACAUUCUCUACAUACAGAAAUCAUAAAAACAUUUGGAAGAGUUGGACCUAAUGCUGAGCCUAGAUUUAGAGAUGAAUUUGUCAUUCCACACUUGCACAAGUUAGCCUUGGUCAACAACCAGCAGUCGGUGGAUUCGAAGAGACUGGAUAUUGCCACUCACCUGUUUGAGUCCUACAGUGCUCUUUCCUGUUGUUUUAUUUCAGAGGAUUUAAUGGUCAAUCACUUUUUACCAGGACUUAAAUGUUUACGAACUGACAUGGAACAUCUCUCUCCAGAGCAUGAGGUUAUUUUAAGCUCUAUGAUAAAAGAGUGUGAACAGAAAGUGGAAAACAAGACCGUCCAAGAACCACAGGGCUCGAUGUCGAUUGCAGCGAGCCUUGUGAGUGAAGAUACAAAGACUAAGUUUUUGAACAAGAUGGGCCAACUGACCACAUCUGGUGCCAUGUUGGCUAAUGUGUUUCAGAGGAAGAAGUAAGAUGGGAAAAGGAGGUCACAGCUAACACUAAGGUGGAGAGACUGGUUCAGAGACUAAUCACAGAGACUGGUUCCUGUACUUGAAGUACUUGCCUUUUAAUUUCUUUUGUCUUAUGUUCUUGUAGUAUAAUUCUAUUCUAACCUCCAAAGAUAUUUGCACUGCUUUUGAAUAUCGCUGUGUAUCUGUUAAUUUUGGGUUAACUGUGGUUGAUAUAAAACUGAAAUCAUAGUCUGUACCAAGUCCCUGUUCUGUGUUCUUGUCUUUCCAGUAUUAUUUUUUUUAUAUAGUGGAGGGAUUUUUUUAUUUUCCGACAGGAUAUCAGCAAAUAUCUGUAUUAUACAUGGAGCUAUUAUGACGGUACGUAAUGUAAAUUUGAAGUCAUUGUCAUGAAGUAAUAAAAGUGAGAUUACUUAUGUAUUUAAAUUAUGAAAGAGUAAUGCAGAUUUUUUUAAUUAUGUUUCUAAAAAGAAGAGGAAGAGCCACCAGCAUUUGUCUGUGCUUCUAGGGUUGCUUUUGUAAGUAUUGUGCAUCUUGAAUCCAGAGGAAUUGCAGUGUCUAAUGUAUGAGACUGCUUGCACUGCAUCAGUCUGCAGGGAAUGCUCAUGUUUCAGAUGUUUUAUGCUGACGUUGUAAAUGCUGUACAAAGUCCUUCAGAUAAAAUUCUCACAUCUG
Messenger RNA from Merops nubicus (carmine bee-eater), 1165 nucleotides. RefSeq names its product lisH domain and HEAT repeat-containing protein KIAA1468-like. Gene Ontology annotation, cellular component: recycling endosome; trans-Golgi network. NCBI's taxonomy places the organism in Eukaryota, Metazoa, Chordata, Aves, Coraciiformes, Meropidae. The coding region runs from base 230 to 493 and encodes 87 amino acids. The record is from RefSeq and is a predicted model, not a curated record. Gene Ontology annotation, biological process: intracellular cholesterol transport. The transcript is spliced from 5 exons.